This is a messenger RNA of Notechis scutatus (mainland tiger snake), 809 nucleotides long. The record is from RefSeq and is a predicted model, not a curated record. NCBI's taxonomy places the organism in Eukaryota, Metazoa, Chordata, Lepidosauria, Squamata, Elapidae.
AUGCCGGUCGCGAAACGACCCAGGAAAUCUUCAAGUGACCUUGAGCAAGCCAGCCCGUCUGCUACGGAGGAGGAAAACUCGGAAAGCUCUUCUGAAUCGGAGAAAUACAGUGACCAGGACUUCACUCCAGAGAAAAAAACACCUGCCAGAGCUACACGACGGGCACCUGCCGGAGGGUGGAAGAAAAAGAAAAUCGAAUCGGCCUCCGACUCGGAGAGCAAGGCAGACUCCGAGGAGGAGGAGGACGAGGAGGAGGAGGACAACGACAACAACCGCGAGGGCAACCGGCCACUCACUCCCAAGUCCGAGUCUGACUCCAACUCAGAUGAAUCCGUCAAGAAGCCCUCCCGCGGCAGGAAGCCAGCUGCCGAAAAGCCGCCUCCCAAGCCCCGGGGCCGGAAACCUAAACUCGAGAGGCUUCCUAGCACCUCCAGCAGUGACAGCGACAGCGACGUGGACCGCAUCAGCGAGUGGAAACGGCGGGACGAGGAGCGCCGGCGAGAACUGGAGGAGAAGCGGAAGCGCGAGCAGGAGCAGGAGCUACGCCGGUUGCGGGAACAGGAGCGGGAGGAGAAGGAGCGGAAGCGGGAGAAAGCCGAGAAGGAGGCAGAGGGCGCGGAGAGCGACAGCAGCGCGGACAGCGAAGCCCCCAGGAGGAGCAAGAAGGGGCACCUCAAGGCAGCCCCCUCUUCUUCGGACUCAGAGACAGAGAAAGAGGUGAGCGGGGGAGGGGCUGGUCUCCAGGGUCCGGAUCUUAGCCAGAACUUCAGUUCUGGAGCCGCUGCAGCACAAAAAGGCUCCGGCGUGUG